This is a messenger RNA of Exophiala spinifera, 993 nucleotides long. RefSeq lists its product as uncharacterized. Gene Ontology annotation, molecular function: SNAP receptor activity; SNARE binding. The transcript has 4 exons. The coding region runs from base 1 to 993 and encodes 330 amino acids. The record is from RefSeq and is a predicted model, not a curated record. NCBI's taxonomy places the organism in Eukaryota, Fungi, Ascomycota, Eurotiomycetes, Chaetothyriales, Herpotrichiellaceae. Gene Ontology annotation, biological process: intracellular protein transport; vesicle fusion; exocytosis. Gene Ontology annotation, cellular component: SNARE complex; endomembrane system; plasma membrane.
AUGAGUUACAACCAAGGUCAAGGCUACGGUAGCUACAACCCCUACGGACAGUCGGGCAACCCGUAUGCCCAACAAGAUAGUUAUAGCGACAACCCUGGAUACAAUGGCCAGCAGGGUGAUAGACCACAGCCACAAGCACAAGGAAGUAGCUACUAUGGCGAUGAAGAGCAGCGAGCUGGCGGAUAUGAGAUGCGAAAUAUGAACGGAAACGAUCCCAACCGAAUCCUCAAUGAAUGUCGGGCUGUUGACCAAGCCAUCGAUGAGAUCGAGGCUGAUCUACAACGCCUCAAGGGCCUUCAAUCACGCUACCUGGCUGAUACGAACACGUCCGCUCAGUCGCCCCUGCGUAUCGAAGUGGAUAGAACUGGUGAAAAUAUCAUGACAAAGUACAGAGGCCUUGUGAGCCGGGUCAAGAACAUCAAGCAACAGCCCGAAUCGGGGAAUCCGCGCAACGCGCCACAAGUUGGAAAGGUGGAUCGUCGACUGAAGACUGCCAUCAACCAAUACCAACAAGUCGAGCGAGAAUUCCGGAAAUCGUCUCAAGAGCAGAUGGCCAGACAAUACCGCAUCGUCCGGCCAGACGCCUCGGAUGCGGAAGUGCGAGAAGCUGUAGAGGAUCCCAAUAAUCAACAAAUCUUCAGCUCUGCCUUGAUCCAGAGCGACCGUCGUGGCGAGGCCCAGACAGUGGCACGAAAUGUGUCUCAACGUCAUGAAGAUAUUCAGAAGAUCGAGCGACAAAUGAUCGAGCUUGCUCAGCUCUUCCAAGAUCUCGAAACCCUGGUCGUGCAACAAGAACCUGCCGUCACUCAGAUUGAGCAACGAGGAGAAGAAGUCACAGAACAUGUGGCCAAGGCCAACAACGAACUUGAUGGUGCAGUCAAGAAGGCCCGUGCUGCCCGGAGAAAGAAGUGGAUGUGCUUGGGUAUUGUUGUCCUCAUCAUUAUCAUUAUUAUCAUUGUGGUGGUGGUCGCUGUGGAAGUCACCAAGAACUAG